AUGCUAGAAGGGCGCUCCAGCACUGGAUUGCACUGCAACCUGUACCGGCUCAAUGUGGAUCUCAUCUCUGCUUGUGAACGGGCGAUGACUCCUGUGGGCUUGGACGCCGUAGUGGCUGACCUGGUCUCCGUGUCUCAGAAUGCCACCGCGGGGGGGUCACUGGACAUCUCUGUGGCCACCAGAGCUCUAAUCCUGCUGGUCUGCGUGCUGCUGGUCGCCUGGAGCCACACGGACAAGACAGCUGUACCAGGUCCUUCUUUCUGUCUGGGUUUGGGGCCACUUCUGUCAUAUCUGAGGUUCAUCUGGACUGGUAUCGGCACAGCCAGCAACUACUACAACAAGAAGUAUGGAGACAUUGUCAGAGUCUGGAUCAAUGGAGAGGAGACCCUCAUACUCAGCAGGGCAUCAGCGGUGCACCAUGUACUGAAGAACGGACAUUACACGUCCCGUUUUGGGAGCAGGCAGGGGCUCAGCUGCAUCGGCAUGAAUGAAAGAGGCAUCAUAUUCAACAACAAUGUAGCUCUGUGGAAAAAGAUACGCACCUAUUUCACCAGAGCCCUGACCGGUCCGGGCUUGCAGCAGACAGUGGAGGUCUGCCGCUCCUCCACACAGACUCACCUAGACAAUCUGGACAGUUUGGGUCAGGUGGACGUGCUCAGCGUGCUGCGCUGCACCGUGGUCGACAUCUCCAACAGGCUCUUCCUGGGUGUGCCUGUGAAUGAGAAAGAGCUGCUGCUGAAGAUUCAGAGGUAUUUUGACACAUGGCAGACUGUGCUGAUCAAACCAGACAUUUACUUCAAGUUUGGCUGGAUUUACCAGAGGCACAAGGCAGCAGCCCAGGAGUUGCAGGAUGCCAUAGAGGCCCUUGUGGAACAGAAGAGGAGAGAUAUGGAGCAGGCAGACAAACUGGACAGCAUCAACUUCACUGCAGAGCUCAUAUUCGCACAGAACCACGGCGAGCUGACUGCAGAGAACGUGAGGCAGUGUGUGCUGGAGAUGGUGAUCGCAGCACCAGACACUCUGUCCAUCAGCCUCUUCUUCAUGCUGCUGCUCCUCAAGCAGAAUCCAGAUGUGGAGCUGCAGCUGCUGCAGGAGAUAGACACGGUUGUAGGUGAGAGACAGCUUCAGAACGGGGACCUUCAGAAGCUGCAGGUGCUGGAGAGCUUCAUCAACGAAUGCCUGCGCUUCCACCCUGUGGUGGACUUCACCAUGCGUAGAGCCCUGUCUGAUGACGUCAUAGAUGGCUACAGGGUACCGAAGGGCACAAACAUCAUCCUGAACACCGGCCACAUGCACCGGACAGAGUUUUUCCUCAAACCCAAUGAGUUCAGCCUGGAAAACUUCGAAAAAAAUGCUCCUCGCCGUUACUUCCAGCCGUUCGGUUCAGGGCCUCGCGCCUGCGUUGGGAAGCACAUCGCCAUGGUGAUGAUGAAAUCCAUCCUGGUAACGUUGCUCUCACAGUACUCUGUUUGCCCCCAUAAGGGCUUGACCCUGGACUGCCUCCCACAGACCAACAACCUCUCCCAGCAGCCCGUAGAGCAUCAGCAGGAGGCCGAAUAUCUCAGCAUGAGAUUCUUACCCAGACAGAGAGGUAGCUGGCAAACACUCUGA
Molecule: messenger RNA, 1611 nt
Organism: Chelmon rostratus (copperband butterflyfish)
Lineage: Eukaryota; Metazoa; Chordata; Actinopteri; Chaetodontiformes; Chaetodontidae
Gene: cyp19a1a
Product: aromatase
Exons: 10
Coding region: 1-1611 (536 amino acids)
Molecular function (GO): iron ion binding; oxidoreductase activity, acting on paired donors, with incorporation or reduction of molecular oxygen; monooxygenase activity
Source: RefSeq, a predicted model, not a curated record